This is a messenger RNA of Dissoconium aciculare CBS 342.82, 869 nucleotides long. RefSeq names its product 40S ribosomal protein S8-A. The coding region runs from base 22 to 627 and encodes 201 amino acids. Gene Ontology annotation, cellular component: ribosome; cytosolic small ribosomal subunit. Lineage: Eukaryota; Fungi; Ascomycota; Dothideomycetes; Mycosphaerellales; Dissoconiaceae. The record is from RefSeq and is a predicted model, not a curated record. Gene Ontology annotation, biological process: translation; maturation of SSU-rRNA from tricistronic rRNA transcript (SSU-rRNA, 5.8S rRNA, LSU-rRNA). The transcript is spliced from 3 exons. Gene Ontology annotation, molecular function: structural constituent of ribosome.
UCGCCUUCACCAAACGCAAUCAUGGGUAUCUCUCGUGACUCCCGUCACAAGCGCAGCGCCUCUGGUGCAAAGCGCGCAUACUAUCGCAAGAAGAGAGCUUUCGAGAAGGGUCGUCAACCCGCCAACACCCGUAUCGGCGCCAAACGUAUCCAUCUCGUCCGCACCCGUGGCGGUAACCGCAAAUUCCGUGCCCUGCGCAUCGACUCCGGCAACUUCUCAUGGGGAAGCGAGGGCAUUGCCCGCAAGGUCCGCGUGAUUGCUGUGGCCUUCCACCCGUCCAACAACGAACUCGUCCGUACCAACACCCUCACCAAGGCCGCCGUUAUCCAGAUUGAUGCCACUCCUUUCCGACAAUGGUACGAGGCACACUACGGUCAGCCCCUCGGUCGUCGACGACAGGGCAAGACCGCUGAGGAGGAGGUCAAGAAGAGCAAUGCUGUGGAGAAGAAGCAGAAGGAGCGAUUCGCCGGUGCCGGCGGCAAGGUCGAGGCCGCCCUGGAGCGACAGUUCGAGGCCGGUCGAUUGUACGCCGUCGUUGCCAGCCGACCCGGCCAGAGCGGCCGUGUCGACGGCUACAUCUUGGAGGGCGAGGAGCUUGCUUUCUACCAGCGUGCCAUCCGAAAGUAGACGGAUGUAUCGUAUGGAUCUUUCUGCUGCUUGGCGUUUAUCAUGACUACGGCUGGGAGUGAUUGCAUUUUUGCUUCGGAAAUGGGGCUAUCAACAGGGUCGAAAGGCAGACCUUUUCCCGCUUCAUUAUGGAGGGAUUAUGUUGAUGUAUUGAUGCAAAUGCCUUGGCACGUCGUGUCUCGCAUGGUUAUGCUUAGAUGUGUCCAAUGGACAAAUGCAACACCAAAAAAUUUCAUACAAGC